Thunnus maccoyii (southern bluefin tuna) is the source of this 5438-nucleotide messenger RNA. Its product is annotated as P2Y purinoceptor 1-like. Bases 3981 to 5027 code for a protein of 348 amino acids. Gene Ontology annotation, molecular function: G protein-coupled receptor activity. Gene Ontology annotation, cellular component: plasma membrane. The transcript is spliced from 3 exons. The record is from RefSeq and is a predicted model, not a curated record. Gene Ontology annotation, biological process: G protein-coupled receptor signaling pathway. Lineage: Eukaryota; Metazoa; Chordata; Actinopteri; Scombriformes; Scombridae.
AGGAGUUUUCUGACUGACUGACUAGGGGCUGACUGACUGGGAGUGAGAGAUGCUUUGCAGAAACAUGGUGCAAAACACAGCGUUAGAGAUCUUUAACGUUAUUAUGAGAAGUGUAGGCGAGGAAAAAGACAUCAUCUGCAAUAGUCUAGUGCUGCUGCUCGCUCUGUGAGUGAGCACACACACGAGUAACAGGAUGCUGACUGCAGCUCACUUAACAGCCACUGGUAUCACAAAUGAGAAGGAUUCUGAUUCCUACAUACAGAGCCUUUAAGAGAAGACUUGAAAGGAGACACUGACUCAGACAGUCUUAUGUCCCUAGGCAGAUUGUUCCAGAGCCUCGAGGCCCUGAUGGCAAAGGCUCUGUCCCCUUAGUUUUCAUCCUGGACCCUGGAAGAGACAGAAGACCUCUGCCUAAGGAUCUUUAACUACGGAAAGGUUCAUAAGGGCUUAAAAGGUCUAAAAAAUAAUCUAGAGCCAGGUCAUGAGGAGCCUUGAAGGUAAUCAAUAAGAUCUUAAAAUCAAUCCUAAAACAAACGAGAGGCCAAUGUAAAGACACUAAAACAGGUGUGAUGUGAUUGUGCCUCUUAGUUCUGGUCAAAAUCCUGGCAGCUGAGUUCUGUACAGUCUGUAAAAGUUUAUUGAUUAAGACAAGAAAAAAGGCUGUUGUGAUAAUCAAGGUGCGAGGAUAUAAAAGCACAUACAACAGUUUCUGCAUCUCUAAAAUUUAAAAUAGAUCUUAUUUUUACAAUAUUUCUGAGGUGAUAAAAACAUGAUGAGCAAUGUGAUAUGUUGCUCAAAACAUAAAUUGCUAUCAAACAGGACACCAAGAUUUCUUGCAACAGGCUUGAUAUGUUGUGACAGGCAACCAACAGAUAGUAGUAUUUGUUUUGUGAUAUGCUGGGACCCAAUAACAAGGAUCUCUGUUUUAUUAGAAUUGAGAAGAAAAUUUAUCAACAUCAUUUUUUAUAUCAAUCAGGCAAUCCUGUUGAGAAUUUAGGAUACUGAGGUCAGUGGGCUUAACAGGGAGGUACAACUGUGUGUCAUCCGCAUAACAAUGAAAAGAAAUACCAUGUCUACGGAUGACAUCACUCAAGGUGAGCAUAUAUAGGGAGAACAAAAUUGGUCCUAGAAUUGAUUCUUGAGGCACACCAUACUUGAUGAUAACAGAGACACAAAACCUCCUAUUUGACAAAUAUGAUGAGAACCAGUCCAAUGCAGUACCAGCUAUGCCCAGGCAGUGCCUCAGUCUAUCUAAAAGAACACCAUGAUCAAUCGUGUCAAAGACUGCACUUAAGUCAAGCAGCACAAGAAUUGAACACAUGGCUGAAUCAGCAUCACUUUUCAAAGAUACAGAAACAUUUUUUUCAAGAAUCUUAGAAAUAAAAGGCAGUUUAGAAAUCAGAUGAUAAUUAUCUAGGAGGGUAGGAUCAAGCCCAAGUUUUUUAGGACUGGUUGGACACAAGCUGUUUUAAAGUAAUCUGGGACACAACCAGUAGACAGCGAGCUGUUCGAAAUAAAAAGCAAAUGGGGCCCAAUACACUCCAUUACUUCAAAUAAAAACUUAGUUGGAAUAUGUCAAGAGGGCUGAAGGAUACUCUAAUAUGAGACAUGAUUUCUAGAAGUUCAGGUGAAAUCAUAGGGGAAAAAUAACUCAAAGUAUCCCGGUGUGGGUGGUCAGCAUCUAAAAAGGUAGGACUGGGGGUAAUUCUGAGUCUUAUUGACUCCAACUUUCCAGCAAAAUGCAAUAAAAACUUUUCACAAUUAGCAGAGGCACCAGGAGAUGAAAAUAGCAUGUUCUCGCAUCUUUAAACAUCCUAUUAUAAGUGAGUAAUAACUAUUUUAUAGCCUCAAAGUGGACCUGGAGACCUGAUUUAUUCCAUCUACGUUCUGCUUUUCUGCAUUUCCUUUUACAGCUUCAAAUACUGACAUUUAACCAGGGCUGCUUUCUAGUCUUUGAGUUAGAUCUAGUGUUCAAAGGAGCUAUGAGAUCUAAGGUUGAGGAACAAAGAGAAUUAAAAGAAUUAACCAAAAUAUUGGUGUAAGAGAAAUUAGGAAGCACAUUGCCAUGGUAAUGAAACAGUGUACAGAAUUUAGAAGCACUAUGCUCAUUAAAGAUGUGAGUGUACUUAGAGCAGGAUAAGACAGUGCUAGCAGCCUGUAAUUCACAGUUAAAAACAAUGCAUUGGUGAUCAGAUACAAACAUGUCCAUAAUUUCCACAGAUGAGAUUCUCAGACCCAGAAUAAAGACAAGGUCUAUAAUGUGGCCACGGUUAUGAGUUUGGCCAGACACAUGUUGUUGAAAGUUAGAGGAUUUAGUGAUAUUUAAAAAAAUCAGUAGCAGUGACAUUAAAAGACUCGUCAGCGUGAAUAUUGAAAUCACCACAAAGAACAAUUCAAUCAUAAUUUAAAACAAAAUUGGAUAAAAAAUUCAGGGAGCUACAUAAAAAAGGAGCCAGCUGGUUUAGGGAGGCGAUAAAUUACAGCAAUUGUCCGGAUAUGGACCACCAAGUUUAAACAUGAGCACUUCAAAGGAAUAAAAAUCAUUACAAGCUAUUAGGUUACAUUUGAAAUGCUUCCUAUAGACAGUAACAAAGCCAACACCAAGACCGCAAUCCCUAGGUCGGCUAAAACAGUCAUAAUCUGGGGGGCACAAUUCAGCAAGCGGAUCAGCAACUGUGAUCACUAGAUUGUAACCAGGAUUCUGUUAAAAACAUAAAAUCUAAAUCAGCAGAAGAGAUACAUUUAAUACAUAAAUGUCUUAUUAGAGAGGGAUUUUACAUUGUGAAGAGUCAUCUUAAACCAUCUGUGCUGGGUUAAAACUGGAGCUGGGGUUUUGGUCCAGAUAUUUAUAAAAUUAUUAAUAUUGCUGUGUAGGAUGUGCCUGACAUUGACAGACUUUGACAGACCUAUGUGUAAUUUUUACAGGAACCUUACAACUACGUGAAACAGCACUAGAAUGAUCCGGAGUCACCCAGUAUCCGUUAAUUCUUGCAGGACUUCAGCGUAAGUUCCAUAUUCAUUCAAAGCCAUUAGAUGAGACUCAAAUCUGUUUGGAUGAACUCCAUUGUGUCUGAAAAGUGUGGGUCUGUUUCAGAAGGCUGUAAAUUUGUCCACAUAUGGAACUCCAAGUGCACAACAGUGACCUAUAAGCCAGAUGUGAAGCAGACGAACACGGCUGAAUUUCACAUUGCCAAGGCGAGGUGAGGGCAGUGGUCCAGAUAUAAUACAGUGUUUGUAUGAGUCAAGUAGAUUGUUAAUGAGUGCAUUAAAGUCCACUUUGAGCAGUUCAGAGGUCUGCUGCCUGAAGUUGUUUGCUCCAACAUGAAUGAUGACUGCUUCAGCAGAUGGAUGUUCAUGAAGCAGAUGUGGAAUCUUAGCAUCAAUAUCCGAAACUAAAUCCCCUGGGGGCUGGUGGCUUACCCAAGAAGGGCUGGUAUGAGCUGUCAUACUGCUGCUGCUCCCUGCUGAUGCUGUAUCGGGAGCCAGGGGUGGUGGGGCUGAUUCCUGAAGAUUCUCCAGAACAGAGAAUCUGUUUGAUAGCUGGAGUCCUUCCUGGCUGGUGUUUGGUGAGCAGGGUCUUCUGGCUCUCCCUCCACCACAGACAGUAGACCACCACCCAGCAGGGGUUGGUGUAGAGCAAGCCUGCAGCAAUUUCAGCUUGGCACCCAGUUUAAUCCAUGGGUCCUCAGCAAGUUCCAACAUGAAGUGCAACUUGGGCAGAGGGGCUUCAUCCCUGAUGGUGUUAUCAGAUCACGGAAGGGGUCAUUUCCAGUAUUUGCCCGUCCUUUAAUUGAUAGAAGUUAUGAGAGAUUUGGCCCUGCAACUCCUCAAUUAUCAGGGUUAGACUGAGCAGCUGGGGCACCCAGGCAACAGUCUCACAGGUAAGGCAGAACAGUGACAGCUCCUGACAGAUGAGAAGCACACAGCUGGUGGAGGAGGAGUGAAGGCGACCUGAGAUGUGAUCGCUGUCUCCAUUCAUCAUGAUACCGCUCUUCAACAUCAAUAAGUCUGACACGACUAAAGGAGAGGUGCUUCUGGAGUUCCUGAACCAGUCAACAAUAUUCUGCAGCCAGUUUCAGAACGGCCAGUGGUAUUGCUACAUUCUGCUUGUUCUCUUCACUUUCGCCCUUCCUGUGGGCAUCCUGGGAAACUUAGCAGCCCUAAUCAACUAUACCUGCUUCAGGAAGACCUCUAGCACCAGCAAUGUGUUCCUGUUGAACCUGGCCCUGUGUGACUCAGCCUGGAUCCUCACCAUCCCCUUCACUCUCUACUUCACCUUCCAGAGGCCGCACCUCAGAGGCAAUCAGAUCUUCUGCCAGUUCAAGAAGGUCUCCUUCAAUAUCAACAUAUAUGGCAGCAUCCUCUUUCUCACUCUCAUCAGUUUCGACCGCUAUGCUGGGACGGUGCACCCUAUCAGCUCUCUCCGGUGGUGGGAUGUGGGUAAAGCCAAGUUGUGCUCAGUCUGCACAUGGGUCGUGCUAGUCCUGACAUCCAUUCCUGACUUAUUUCUAACUUUUGCCAUUCAGAGGCCAGAAAAUGUCACUGUGUGUAUGGACCACAUCCAGGGCCCUUUUAACUAUGUCAAGACAAUCACCAUCAUCAGAACAAUAGUAGGCUUCCUGCUACCGUUCAGCGUCAUGCUUGUUUUUUACAUGAUGACAGUGCGUGUUUUGAGGCGUCUCCCAAGGGGUAUAAGGUGCAGAAGAGCUCAUCGGGCAGGAGGUAAGCCGCUGUGGUUAAUCACUGCCACCCUGCUCGUGUUUGUGGUCUCCUUUGUGCCAUACCACGUCAUGGUCAUCACCCUGGUGUUCAUGAGGAUCCAUAACCAGGUCACACCCUCUAACACCAACAUCCUGUAUGCCAGUUACCAGUUCUUUGAGGCCAUGUGCAGUGUAAGCAGCUGCCUGGACCCACUGCUGUAUAUUGUGGCUAGUGAGCAGUUCCUGAGGAAGCUGCUGGCCUUGAAAAGAGACCGAUACAGGAGGCUGUGCUGCAGAGCCAGCAGGAGGGUUGGAGUAAUUGGAUGACUGAGUGGAUUCAAUGCAUCACUUUUUUGGCUAGCUUGCCUUAGCAGUUUCACUGUUACAAAUGUGCCUGUGGCAGAUUGUAAAGGUACAAUUAUCUGGUAUUGUGGUAUGCUGGUAAACUGCACUAUUAUGGCAGUGAGACAGCAAUAGAGACUACUGUGGCUGAUUAAAUCACAUCAUGGCAUGUUUUGCUUUACAAAAACAUUUUAUUAAAAUCUAAAGUAUAAUAAACUUGUUGACUGGUUGUCCCAAAACUUUUUACUGCCAAACAGUUAUUCUGCUGAUUAUUUUCUCCAUUACUCAUUAUGUCAAUAACUUGCCAGAAAAUUGUUAAUGGGGACAUAACACACUUUUUGUGAUUUUCUGUCAUUUAUACACUGUUAUAAUGUCAACAACUUUGUAUUGAUUUGC